CCCCAAUUCCGCAACCACAACACUCACACCCCUUUCCUCCAGAUAUGCUACCUUCUCUUUCUUCUACGCUACGUUCUCUGAAUAUACACCGAUAAAAAUACUGCACAUCGAUUGCGACUUAACCCAUCCAGGGACCAUUCCUUCGUCUACCAGAUCGCGACGGGGACUCACCUACACAGCCCCGCGAUCGCAUUGGGCUGACGCCUACUUCCCGACAUCCGCGCAAACCGUAAAGCUUACUCAAUUGCCAUUCCAUCUCGCAUACAUACUCUUCAAGUCAAAGGUAGCCCGAGCUGUCUGGGCAUAAAAAAUGGCUUCGGUUACGAGUUUAGACAAGGACCUGCGCAAUAUGCGCCUGUCCAAAUACACCCCGCAAGCUGCAAAUGAAGUGCGAGAUUGGAUCGAAGAAACCCUCCACCAGAAUCUAUCACCCGGGGAUCUACUCGAUGCACUGAGAGAUGGUGUUGCGCUGUGCAGACUAAUUAACCUCGCUGUUUCCCCCGGGGUCAAAUAUAAAGAAUCUUCGAUGCCUUUCGUACAAAUGGAGAAUAUAUCGCACUUCCUCCGUGCUUGUCAAACUGCACCGUUGAGCUUACCUCCACAUGAUGUCUUUCUGACCGUUGAUCUCUACGAGCGCAAGGAUCCGGCCCAAGUCCUACAGUGCUUAGGUGCCUUUAGUCGGCGCGCCAAUGCUCUUCAACCAAGCAAAUUUCCUCGCUCAAUAGGGGGUGUCAAGAGCAGAGGUGGCGUUUUGAGCCCACAAGGCACUGGUUCUAAUUUUGGGGCAGGCGCAAGACCUCGCGGUGCUAGCAAUGUGAGCCAGAGUAGUUCUACUACGUUUAACCCAAUUGCUAGAAAUACGACCCCAGGCCGAGUCAGUCCCACCAAAACCGGACCAUCUCCUGGCUCUCCUCCGCCGGCCGUUAGCAGUUGGAGCAAGAAGACCGAUGAAGGAACCACAGCUCCAGCCUGGAACAUCCAUCAAUACGGGUAUAUGGGCGGAGCAAGUCAGGGUAACCAGGGGGUCGCUUUUGGUGCCAGGCGGCAAAUCACGAGUUCAGGCCCUACUGUUCCAAGUCUCGCGGAGAAGGAAAAACGACGACGCGAAGCAGAGAUGGAGGCAGAACGACAGCAACAGGAAGAAGAGCUGCGACGGCAACAUGAAGAACAGCGCGCUAAAGAAGAGGAAGAACGUCGUUGGGCAGAAGAAACUGCACGUUUGAGAGAGAAAGAACGCCAGGAGAUAGAAGAUGAAAAGAUAAGAUGGGCUGAGGAACAGAGAAAGUGGGAGGAAGACGAGCAGCGUCGUCUCCAAGAAGAGAAAGCCACUGAGGAGCGAUUGGAAAUGGAACGACAACGUAAACGGGGCAACAGUGAUACCCGCCUGAAUGGUCAAUUCCUCAGUCAAUAUCAAGCAAUGCAAAAGAGUCCUCAACCGGAAGAGCAAUCGGCAGAAUCGCAGCGUAUCAAGGAACUUGAGAAGCAGCUUGAAUUGGCCAAACAACGUGAGCUUCAUUAUGAGCAAGAACGAGAAGAUCUCCGAGCGAAAGCGGCGGCUGAGAAAGCUCGUUCACGAAGUCGAAGCCGACCUCGUCUUGUUCAACCUAGCUACGAUCUGACUUCUCAAGAGGAAGAACGCAAGCUCCUUCGAUCGGAGUGGAGCAAACAGCCGAGCAACACUGCCAAAGUACCCGAACAAGACGAAACUCCUCCACGAUUGCCCUCCCGUCCACUACCUGAACCAAAUGCACCGGCCCUUCCGGCUCGACCGCUUCCUGAUCCUUCAUCAUACAGCAGUAAAGAGAACCGGGCAGAUCGGUUCCUUGCAUCCAACCCAGCUCCUGUGCAAUCCAGACCAGUUACCCACCGACCACAAGACUACUCUACAACUGCCGAAGUGGACGCUGAAAACAAUCGCCGCGCGGCAGCACAAGAAAAGACCCGCGCUGGCGGGUGGGCUUCUAAGUCCCUUCUCGAACGGGAGAUGGAGCGCGAGCGUGAACGCCAACGAGAAUGGGAAGAUAAACAAAAAGAGACCGCCGAUGCCGCUAAGCGCGGCGUAGGGGUUGGCAUCAACACGCAGCCAGGCCAAGGCGCAUGGGACGUGCAUCAGUAUGGUUAUCUUGGAGGUGACAGCCAGAACCGAGGUGGGCCCGGUUUGGGUGUGGGAGGAGCUCGACGACAGAUCAUCGGGCCCCGACCUCCGCCAUAGAUAGGGUGAUUGAUUGUUUUCUCAUUUAUUUAACCUCAGGUUUAUGCAAUUCCUUUAUGAAUAUCCUUCACAUAUGCCCUUUUAGAUAGCUUCAAGACAUUGUAUGAGCAAAUAUGCUGGCAGUAUAUUUCUUGUGA
Molecule: messenger RNA, 2349 nt
Organism: Talaromyces proteolyticus
Lineage: Eukaryota; Fungi; Ascomycota; Eurotiomycetes; Eurotiales; Trichocomaceae
Product: calponin homology domain protein
Exons: 2
Coding region: 311-2212 (633 amino acids)
Molecular function (GO): protein binding
Source: RefSeq, a predicted model, not a curated record